AUGACUGUUCGUCUGCGACUCGCCGUGCAUGGCGCCCGACACAACCGCAUUUUCCACAUCGUCGCCAUAGACAUGCGCCAUCGACGCAAUGCCAAACCAAUAGAGACACUGGGGGUGUUCGACCCCCGCCUCAAGCCUGGCGAGACUACGAAGACGAUCGAGUGGAGUGCAAGCCGGAUAAAGUACUGGCUUGGGGUGGGCGCGCUCCCGAGCAAGACAGUCACUAAACUCUUGACAUUGGUGUGUGCACAAGCACGUAUUUCGUGGGGGACGGGUGACUUAACUGUCGAACAGGGCGGAGUUAUUCCCCCACAUUCACAGUAUCAUGUCAACGAAACCUACUCUUUACCUGAAGGUGUCAGCACCUCGGCCGUGACUUCAGAAAUCAAGGCACGUCUACCCAAAAACACACCGGCGUCACACGAAGAUACGCAGGCCCCUUCCCUGAGCACGCGGUCGUCAGGAGACGAGCAGAGGUCAUAG
Sparassis crispa is the source of this 483-nucleotide messenger RNA. RefSeq names its product ribosomal protein. Gene Ontology annotation, biological process: mitochondrial translation. The transcript has a single exon. The record is from RefSeq and is a predicted model, not a curated record. Gene Ontology annotation, molecular function: structural constituent of ribosome. Bases 1 to 483 code for a protein of 160 amino acids. Gene Ontology annotation, cellular component: mitochondrial small ribosomal subunit; ribosome. Lineage: Eukaryota; Fungi; Basidiomycota; Agaricomycetes; Polyporales; Sparassidaceae.